Xylaria bambusicola is the source of this 567-nucleotide messenger RNA. RefSeq lists its product as uncharacterized. NCBI's taxonomy places the organism in Eukaryota, Fungi, Ascomycota, Sordariomycetes, Xylariales, Xylariaceae. The transcript is spliced from 4 exons. The coding region runs from base 1 to 567 and encodes 188 amino acids. The record is from RefSeq and is a predicted model, not a curated record.
AUGCAACUUCAAUCUCUCUACAUCUUCGCCUUGGCUGGCCUUGGAGCCGCAACUACGACUUGCCUCCCCUCGGACCAGUUCCCCACCAAGACAAGCAUCUGCGCUGACUACUCCUCAGCUUGUGGCAGCCCGCCAACGGCAACCGUCUGGUAUGGAGGAUGUUACGAUAUAACCGAAACGCCCACCUUCACAGUACCACCAUGCCCUACCGGUGCCAGUUCCAUGGAUGAAUGUACAUCAACCGGGACGGUAUGCGAUACACUAUACAGGACGUGUGUGACGCCUAUUCCCACUACUUUGACAUACGGAGCAUGUCACGAUGCCUGCGUGAAUGUCACCUACUCUGCACCAGGCUGUCCAACAGCGACCCCUAGCAUCACUGUCGUUGAUCCCAGCAGCUGCACAAAUACGUACACCCUUUGUGAGGACCACAUCAAGGAGUGCGGGUCACCGACUCCCACGGCGUACUUAACAUAUGGAGGAUGCCAUCCUGCGUGCGAGACUCCCACCUAUUCGCCACCUCCUUGUCCUACCGCGAGCUCCUACGCGGCUGCCUUCACAGCUUAA